AUGAAGAUUAUCAGCCAGACAAUUGUCACGCUGUGUGCCACGUUGCUGUUGCUGGGCCUCACAUACGCAUCCUCUUUUUAUCCUGCAAGGCCUCCGGCCAUUCCUCUUGCCGUCAAGUCUCCUUACCUGAACGCUGUCCAACGUGCUGGUUGUGGAAAUGGUGGUUACUUGGCCGGGCAGGGCCAGACACUUGGAUGGAAUGGAAUGAUCAGGGUGGAUAACACGAUUUAUACUUGGAUGGGAGACCCCAUUGGUGCAGGAACCCACACCGUCACCCAAAAACAUUUCUGGUAUUCUUCGACCAAGAGUGUGUUCUCUAUGGAUAUUGGUGGGAAAGUCGAAAUGACCAUUACUUUUCUCUCGCCCAUCACACCAGGCGAUCAGAAGCGGCAGUCUUUGGUAUUCUCCUAUCUCGAGGUCACCGUUGAGUCGCAGGAUGGAAACCCGCACGAUGUCCAACUUUACGCAGAUAUUUCUGCUGAAUGGGUAGCCGGAGACCAUUCGAGUGUCGCCCAAUGGGAUUUCAACACCACCAACGAUGGAAUAUCAUAUCACAGGGUAUAUCGACAGACACAAUUACUCUUCAGUGAGACCAAUGACCAAGCGGACUGGGGUCAUUGGUUUUGGGCGACGAAAAAGGUGGAUGGCGUGACAUUUCAAUCUGGCGCAGAUAAAGCAGUUCAUGGAGCUUUCCAGAGGAACGGAAAGUUGGCAAACACGAAAGAUACACAUUUUCGACCCAUAAACAAGGACUUCCCUGUAUUUGGAUUCUCCAUUGAUCUAGGUUCUAUCACUUCUCCUGUGAGCACUCUGUUCGCCUUGGGUCUCACCCAGGAGCAAGCCAUUCUCUUUGAUGGCCAGACAGGCAACGUUCCUCUGAAUUCUUUGUGGAAGAGCUACUUCCCGAGUGAGACCGAUGCUCUUUCCUUCUUCUACACCGACUUCACUACUGCUAAUGCUACGGCCACGGCUCUCGAUUACAAAAUCAAUAACGAUUCUCGCAUUGCUGGAGGUCAUGACUACGUUAUCAUCACCUCCCUUUCUGCUAGACAGGCUUUUGGAGCAACGCAAUUGGUGGGUAACCUGACAAACCAGUAUUUGUUCAUCAAGGAACUUAGCUCUGAUGGGAACAUCCAAACUGUGGACGUCAUUUACCCAUUCUUUCCAAUCCUGCUCUAUCUUGAGCCAUCGAUGGUAAAGCUCAUGCUUGACCCUCUCUUUGAGAAUCAAGAGUCUGGACAAUUUCCACAGAACUACUCAAUGCAUGAUCUGGGUUAUCAUUGGCCGAAUGCCACGGGCCAUACUGACGGCCAGGACGAAUGGCAGCCCCUUGAAGAGUGUGGGAAUAUGAUCAUAAUGACUUUGGCUUACGCUCAACGAACAAAUGAUAUUACCUACCUUACUAUGCAUUAUAAGAUACUCAACCAAUGGGCUCAAUACCUCAUUGAGGAAGCCCUCUAUCCCGCCUACCAGAUGUCCACGGACGACUUCGCGGGAUGGCUCUCAAACCAAACGAAUUUAGCUCUGAAAGGAAUUAUUGGAAUCGAAGCCAUGGCUUCAAUCGCUAACUUGACAGGAAACGCGGCUGACGGGGCUAGGUUCGCAAACAUAGCUCACUCUUACAUUUCUAACUGGCAAGUCCUUGGCAUCGCCGCUGAUGCCAAACCACCGCACACCACCCUGAGUUAUGGUGUGAACGACACCCAUGGUAUACUCUACAACCUGUACUCCGACCGUCUUCUCAACCUCAGCCUCGUCCCACAGUCCAUCUACAAAAUGCAAAGUGCAUUCUACCAAAUUAUUGAGCAGAAAUAUGGCAUUCCGCUUGACACAAGACAUAAUUAUACGAAAAGCGAUUGGGAGAUGUGGGCCGCGGCCAUUUCGAGUGAGAGCACGAGAAACAUGUUAAUUCAGGAUCUGGCAAAGUGGAUUAAUGAGACCCCGACAAACACCGCAUGUACGGAUUUGUAUGAUACGCGUAAUGGAGAUUAUGCCACUGAGGGUAGGGAUAAUCACUUCGUUGCACGGCCAGUGGUGGGAGGGCACUUUGCUUUGUUGGCUUUGCAAGGCGAACCAUACGUCUAA
This is a messenger RNA of Hyaloscypha bicolor E, 2085 nucleotides long. Its product is annotated as glutaminase GtaA. Gene Ontology annotation, biological process: carbohydrate metabolic process. The record is from RefSeq and is a predicted model, not a curated record. The transcript is spliced from 7 exons. Lineage: Eukaryota; Fungi; Ascomycota; Leotiomycetes; Helotiales; Hyaloscyphaceae. The coding region runs from base 1 to 2085 and encodes 694 amino acids.